UUCUUUAAUGCGCACAUGCGCAAAGGAAAAUUUCUCUUUCUCGGUGGACGCGAUGGCGGACGCAGAAAAAAAAAAGUUCCGGCGGUCCCUGAGAGCCUUCUGAAAAGGCGAAAGGCCUUCGCCUCCAUGAAGGCCGCUCGCAUCAAGAAGAUGCUGGCCGAGAAGAAGGCCAGGAAAUCGACCAGGAAACUGAUCUUCAAGAGGGCUGAGAAGUAUCACAAGGAGUACAGACAGAUGUACAGACGUGAAAUCCGCCUGGGCCGCACUGCUCGCAAAGUGGGAAACUUCUAUGUACCAGCUGAGCCCAAACUGGCUUUUGUCAUCAGGAUCAGAGGUAUUAAUGGGGUCAGCCCCAAGGUCCGCAAAGUUCUGCAGCUGCUCCGUCUGCGCCAGAUCUUCAAUGGUGUGUUCGUUAAGCUGAACAAGGCUUCAAUCAACAUGCUGAGGAUUGCUGAGCCCUACAUUGCUUGGGGAUACCCCAACCUGAAGUCUGUGCGAGAGCUCAUCUACAAACGUGGCCAUGGCAGGAUCAGGAAACAACGCAUUGCCCUCACAGACAACGCUCUAGUGGAGAAGACUCUUGGCAAAUAUGGCAUCAUCUGUAUGGAGGAUCUCAUCCACGAGGUUUACACAGUUGGAAAGAACUUCAAGUCCGCCAACAACUUCCUGUGGCCCUUCAAGUUGUCGUCACCCCGUGGUGGCAUGAACAAGAAGACCACACACUUUGUGGAGGGAGGUGAUGCUGGAAACAGAGAGGAUCAGAUCAACAGAAUGAUCAGGAGGAUGAACUAAAGUUAAUGGUUUUCAAUGGAGUCAACUUGUACAAUAAAAGAUGGAAAAAAAAUGUCUUGAUGCAUUUGUUGAAUCUGUUAUCCCCAACGGCUGCUGUUUUGUCAUUUCUUGACAGUAAAUUGGUACACCACUAUGUGGAAUUUAGCAACCCUAAAUCUGUUGGAAAACCUGUGUAUCUUUUUAAGCUUUAAAAGUCAAUGUUUAGUCUGUUGUAGACAACUGUAAACACGUGGUGUUCCGUAAUGGCUGCCUCUGUGGACCUGAACAAGCUCCUGAUAGAAAUAUGAAAGGCUCAUACUGAGGUAAUUGAAAAUAAUUGGUACAUGUAUCUUCAAUUACAGCCAAAUGAAAAUGCAUUCACCAAAGUUUUACACACUGGCCCUUCAUUAAUCUUUGUAGGUUUGUCAAAGCAAAGUGUAUAUAAUAUGAAAGUGGUUAAAUAAAAUGAAAGGAUGUCCUGCAAAAGUAUUCUAAAAUUGACCCAAUAAAAACAAAACCAGACCCUGGUGAAGACA
Messenger RNA from Solea senegalensis (Senegalese sole), 1307 nucleotides. It is a transcript of the gene rpl7, whose product is annotated as ribosomal protein L7. Gene Ontology annotation, biological process: maturation of LSU-rRNA from tricistronic rRNA transcript (SSU-rRNA, 5.8S rRNA, LSU-rRNA). NCBI's taxonomy places the organism in Eukaryota, Metazoa, Chordata, Actinopteri, Pleuronectiformes, Soleidae. The record is from RefSeq and is a predicted model, not a curated record. Gene Ontology annotation, molecular function: RNA binding; structural constituent of ribosome. Gene Ontology annotation, cellular component: cytosolic large ribosomal subunit. The transcript is spliced from 8 exons. The coding region runs from base 16 to 792 and encodes 258 amino acids.